Brachypodium distachyon (stiff brome) is the source of this 1195-nucleotide messenger RNA. Its product is annotated as probable sucrose-phosphate synthase 5. The transcript has a single exon. NCBI's taxonomy places the organism in Eukaryota, Viridiplantae, Streptophyta, Magnoliopsida, Poales, Poaceae. The record is from RefSeq and is a predicted model, not a curated record. The coding region runs from base 455 to 1105 and encodes 216 amino acids.
UGCAGAUGAACAACAUAUGGAAAAUUCAAUUUUGCUUUAACCAAUUACCGCGAAUUCUCGUAUAGUUGCUGGUAAUCAAUAGUAUAUGCCCGUUGCUUCAGAAUUCAGCUCUGUUUUGCUAGAGGCAAUAUGCCUACAAACAAGUGAGCUGAGAAGCUUGUAAUCUGUAUGCGCAACUAGAGAGCCAAGUGAAUCAUAAGCAAUAUGUCCAUCAGACCACUUUAGCACUUUCGAAUAAUAAGUGAUACUUGUAGCGGUGUAGCCUGUGGACGUUAGGUGGCUCAAGGCUGCAAAAUAGGUGCUUCGAAUAUCUAUUACUAUCUACUAAAUUGAAGUUGGUGGUGAUGGUACCAUCGUCACGGUUGCCACCAUGAGUUAACUUCAUUAAAAAUUACAAGCAAUAUGACACUGCCCGUUAUUUUCUUUUCCUCAAGAUCAAAACAAGCAUCAUUGCAUGAUCCACCGCUUCUCCUGGCCGCACCACUGCCGCCUCUACCUCUCCCACGUCGCCGCCUACUGCGACGACAACCAGCAGCAGCCGCCGCUGCUCCGCCUCCCUUCUUCCUCUGCCGCCGCGGGCUCGAGGUCCGGCGCCGAUGACUCCCUCUCGGACUCCCUCCGCGGCCUCUCGCUCCGCAUCUCCGUGGACGCGUCCCACGAGCCCAACGCCGCCGACUCCGCCGCCACCAUCAUGGACACGCUCCGCCACCGCCCGGCCUCUGACAAGCAGGUCCCGCCCAGGGGGAACUCUGCCAGCAGGCCCAUGGGCUUCGCGCCUGGCACGAGGCAGAGCCUGCUCGUCCUCGCCGUCGACUGCUACGGGGAAGACGGGAAGCCGGAUCUCGAGCGGCUAAAGGAAGCCAUAGAUCUGGCCAUGUCGACGGCCGGCGAUGGCGCCGGCGGGCGGACGGGGUUCGUACUGUCAACCGGCAUGACGAUCCCGGAGGCUACGGACGCACUCAGGGCCUGUGGCGUCGACCCCGCUGCCUUCGACGCCAUGGUCUGUAGCAGCGGGGCCGAGAUCUGCUACCCGUGGAAGGAGCUCGCAGCCAACGAGGAGUACGCCGGACACGUGGCGUUCCGGUGGCCCGGAGAGAGUUUGUGAUUUUGUUGACCCGUAGCAACGCGCGGGCACACCUGCAUCUAGCGGCCCAGCGCCCCCUGCCCUCUUCGCUCCUCCGGUGCUCCCGAUCUG